AUUCCUCUCUCAAUUUUCUUGUCUGAGAAUUUGGGCUUCUGCAGUCUGGCGGAGUCUCCCGUGCUCAGUCGGGCCGCUGUUAUCUCCUCCUCCUGUGCGGAUCAGGAUUUAGGAAAUUUGGCAGUUCCAUCCGGUGAAAGUAAAACAUAGAAAACACACUAUUUGGGCUUCUCAAAAUGCCGAAAGAGAGAAGGGUGAGUUCCUCACUUGUUGACCAGGCUAUGGUAUCUCCUUAUUCUCUCAGCUUGAAAAUCUCGGAUUGCGGCAAUCAUGACAGCUCUUCCCCAAAAAUCGGGGAUGAAAAGGAGUGGGAAGAAGCUCGAUGCCCUAUCUGUAUGGAGCACCCGCACAAUGCUGUGUUGUUGCUCUGUUCAUCCCAUGACAAAGGCUGCCGCCCUUUUAUCUGCGACACAAGUUAUCGCCACUCUAACUGUCUUGAUCAGUUCCGCAAGUCAGCUGAACAAGAAUCCGAGCUUCUCUGUCCCCUUUGUCGUGGAGCCAUAACUGGAUGGGAGCUCGUGCAUCCUGCACGGAAAUACAUGGAUUCCCAAAUAAGAACUUGUUCUUUGGAAACAUGUAGUUUCAGUGGAAAUUAUGUGGCACUAAGGAAGCAUGCCAGGCUCGAGCACCCCUCUAAACGCCCAUCUGAGGCCAGCCCUACUAGGCAAUCAAAUUGGGCAGCAAUGGAGCGGCAAAGGGAUAUCGAGGAUGCACUUGCCUACCAUUCGGAGUUCGAUUAUGACUGGACUGAAGAAAGCUUCUUGAGCAGCGAAAGCUUUUUCGACUUCCAAAGUGGUAUGUCCGACAUCGAGGAUUCAAUGAUAGACGAAAUGUUUCUUGGGAUUUCUCUUUCCUUCUUUAGCAUGUAUUCCACCUCUUCGGAGGAGUUGAUGGAUUCCGGCACCUCCAGAAGUCUCGAAAGACAGCUGGCUACUAUUCCAUUGCCGAAUAAUCCAGUAGGAAAUAUACCGACUAAUCUCCACAGUGAAAACAGGGCAAACCCCUCAAGUUCAGCUUUUCAAAGGGAAGAUGAUGUGAUAAAUCGACAGCCAAGAACUUCAAGUCCAAGACGCCGUUACUAUAGGGAAAAUGCCUCUGCACAUACAAGAAGAACAUCAAAUCACAAUCAUUUGAACAAUGCAAACAUUUCAAGGACAAGACCAAGUAAUCAGAGGGAAAAUCCCCCACCUGUGAGGUCACAAGCAAGACCAAAUUAUUACAACAGGGAUCGCGACCAGCCCAGUUCGAGGUCAAGGUCGAGUUAUUACAACAGGGAACAUGCUGACUCUUCGACAGCAAGACAGACUGCUACAAGACAUUUGCCUAGCUCGUCUAGACAGCAGCAUUUAAGACAUGUCCCCCCGGCAGUUCGACAGUCUGAUACUAGACAAUCAUAUUCGAGGAAUCACCAGUCAUCCACCAGACGAAUGCCUUACUCUUAUAAUCGGAGGCCAUAUUCCAGGUACUACCGCUCACCUUCUCCUAAUAGACAAUUACAUAGCUCUUCUAGACAAACUAGAUAUUAUGACUGACUGCGAUGAUCUUCGAAGAAUGACAUGUUAUCUUCUGCAAAGAUUUGUGAUAUAGUUUGAUUUUCUUGCUUUCGAAUUUUUGGACAGUAUGGUUCCCUGUUUGUUCUUUUCUGUUGGUUGUUUGUCUUUAUGGGAAAUCUUUUGGCAUCAAAUCUAGUCCCCAGUUUAUUUCAUUUAUCAGAUUUAUUGCUUUUAUGGUUGCUUAGGGUCCUGAUGCUGAAAGAAAUUUCAGUGUUUGGUGAAUUAGUUUUCAUACUUUGGUCCAUUGAUUGUUAUUGCUUAAUGUUGUUAAAAUAAUCAUGAAUUGAUCCUAUUCAUGAUCUGAUUUAAUUGAAUAUUUAAUGGAAUAUUAUGUGAGAAAAUAUUUGGAAAAAAUUGCUAUGUUGAUGAAUUGUGCUAAAAUUUUUCAAAAUAUCACUGUGAACAGGUAACUUAUUUUCUUUGUAUAUUGCCCAAAGUUAGCAAUAUUUAAAAUAUAUAUAGAAUAAAUUGCUUGGGUAGUCCAUCUUGUUCCUUGAAAUUAUUUAUUAUAUACACAUUUUUAGUAAUUAAAUUUAUAUAUGUUUUGCUGAAGUGGCAUAGAUGAUGCAUGAUUUGAAAUGUUUGGAAAAAUCU
Andrographis paniculata is the source of this 2147-nucleotide messenger RNA. RefSeq lists its product as uncharacterized. The record is from RefSeq and is a predicted model, not a curated record. Lineage: Eukaryota; Viridiplantae; Streptophyta; Magnoliopsida; Lamiales; Acanthaceae. The coding region runs from base 177 to 1532 and encodes 451 amino acids. The transcript has 2 exons.